Messenger RNA from Lemur catta (Ring-tailed lemur), 2711 nucleotides. RefSeq names its product nectin cell adhesion molecule 2 (gene NECTIN2). The record is from RefSeq and is a predicted model, not a curated record. Gene Ontology annotation, cellular component: focal adhesion; plasma membrane; extracellular exosome. Bases 258 to 1874 code for a protein of 538 amino acids. The transcript has 9 exons. Gene Ontology annotation, biological process: cytoskeleton organization; homophilic cell-cell adhesion; susceptibility to natural killer cell mediated cytotoxicity. Lineage: Eukaryota; Metazoa; Chordata; Mammalia; Primates; Lemuridae. Gene Ontology annotation, molecular function: cell adhesion molecule binding.
UGGGGAGGGAAGGGGUGGAUCCUGUGACGUCAGCAGUCCGAACCGCCAGAGCCAAGCAAGGGGCCGGGGGCGCCGAUCCGGGAAAGCCGGGCGGGGAGAGCUCGCUGGGUCAGGAGAGCAGAGCGGGGACCCCAGAGCGCGGCGGGAACCUGCCGGAGCCGGAGCCCCUGAGGAACCUGGUCGCCCACCCAGGCGAUAGGCGCUCGUAUAGUGGCCCACAGGCCCCCGCCCGGGCCCAGUCCCCUCCCGGGCCCUCCAUGGCCCGGGCCGCAGCCCUCCUGCCGUCGAGAUCGUCGCCGACGCCACUGCUGCUGCCGCUGCUGCUACUGCUGCUGCCCCGGGAAACCGGAGCCCAGGAUGUUCAAAUGCCACCUGAGGUACAAGGCCACCUAGGGGGCACUGUGGAGCUGCCAUGCCACCUGCUGCCACCCACCCCCAAAGUGGAAGUGUCACUGGUGAUCUGGCAACGCCUGGAUGCAGCCGGGGUCAGCCAGAAUGUGGCCACCUUACACCCUAAGUUCGGUCCCAGCUUCCCCAGCCCGCAGCCUGGCAGUGAGCGGCUGUCCUUCGUCGCCGCUGGGCAGAACACCGGGGCCGGGCAAGGCACCAAGAUGGAGCUGCGGGACGCCACGCUGGCCCUCAGGGAGCUGACGGUGGAGGACGAGGGCAACUACACCUGCGAGUUUGCCACCUUCCCCAAGGGCUCCCUCAAUGGGGUGACCUGGCUCAGAGCCAUAGCCGAGCCCCAGAACCACGCUGAGGCACAGGAAGUCACGCUCAGCCUGGAUCCUGUGCCCGUGGCCCGCUGCGUCUCCACAGGGGGCCGCCCGCCUGCCCGAAUCUCCUGGUUGUCACCCCUGGAUGGAGAGUCCAGAGAGAGCCAGGUGGCAGGGCCCCAGCCUGGCACGGUCACCGUCACCAGCCGCUUCACCUUGGUACCCCUGGGCCAAGCAGAUGGUGCCAAGAUCACCUGCAAAGUGGAGCAUGAGAGCUUCAAGGAGCCAGUCCUGCUGCCUGUGACCCUCUCCGUGCGCUAUCCACCCGAGGUCUCCAUCUCCGGCUAUGAUGACAACUGGUACCUCGGCCGUGGUGAGGCCACCCUAAACUGCGACGUCCGCAGCAACCCGGAGCCCACAGGCUAUGACUGGAGCACGACUUCGGGCGUCUUCCCAGCCUCAGCAGUGGCCCAGGGCUCCCAGCUGAUCAUCCACUCGGUGGACACGCUGGUCAACACCACCUUUAUCUGCACGGUCACCAAUGCCGUGGGCACCGGCCGCGCCGAGCAGAUUGUCUUUGUCCGAGAGUCCCCCAACACAGCAGGUGCAGGGGCCACAGGUGGCAUCAUUGGAGGCAUCAUCGCUGCUAUCAUUGCUACAGCCGUGGCCGCCACGGGCAUUCUUAUCUGCCGACAGCAGCAGAAGGAACAGAGGCUGCAAGGGGCAGAGGAGGAGGAGGACCUGGAGGGACCUCCCUCCUACAAGCCGCCGUCCCCCAAGGCAAAGCUAGAGGAGCCAGAGAUGCCCUCCCAGCUCUUCACUCUGGGGGCCUCCGACCACAGCCCACUCAAGACCCCUUACUUUGACGCUGGUGUCUCGUGUGCUGAGCAGGAAAUGCCUCGAUACCAUGAGCUGCCCACCUUGGAAGAGCGGUCAGGACCCCUGCUCCUUGGGGCCACAAGCCUGGCAUCCCCCAUCCUGGUGCCUCCAGUGCCACCUGCUGUGGAGGGAGCUUCCCUGGAUCUAGAAGAUGAGGAUGAUGAGGAGGAAGACUAUCUGGACAAGAUGAACCCCAUCUACGAUGCCCUGUCCUAUACCAGCCCCUCUGAUUCCUACCAGGGCAAAGGCUUUGUCAUGUCCAGGGCCAUGUAUGUUUGAGCUGCCAUGGGUCUGGCCUCUCACCUCUCAUCUUUUGAUCCUUAGCUUUCUGCCAGGGAUCUAGUGCCCCCUGACCUCUGGCCAGGCCACUGUCAUUUAACACACAUGCAUUCCAUCUGUGACUUCUACCUUGGUGGCUCCACUAUGACCUCUAAUCCAUGAUCUCUGACCCAGAGAAACCCACCAUGACAAAGGAAACCAGGUAAUCUUAUUUCAUGAGGCAGGGAUGGGAAGAGUAUGUUUCUGCCCAACCUCUCACUCCAAGGACUUCUCUCCAAGACUGUAACCUUAGACCAUACCUCUUGUCUCCCACCAACAUCUCCACUCCCCAAAAUCCCAAAGAAGACCCCAGACCUAGGAUUUGUCCUCAAGCAGUAAAUUCCCAAUAGGUCUGGAAUGCAAGUUGAGGACUCCCUGCUGCUCAGACCUGAGCCCUCCAGGCGGCAGGGCCCCUCUUGCCCCCUCCCCACCCUGUUUCCCAAAGGUGGGAGAGAAAGGAUUCCCCAGCCCAAGGUAGAACUUUCCCAUCUCCUCUCUCCUGCAGGCAGGAGUCUCAGGGCCCAGACCCCUCCCUGAGCCCCCACUACCCCAAUUCCUGUCUACAGAGCUUGAAGCCCCAGCCCAGGGCUAGAUGGGGGUAAAUCUCAUGCAGAGUGUGCCUUGAUAGCCCCAGCCUUGGGAGAAUUUGAUGUUAUCAUGAAGACUACUGAAUCCUUUUACCCCUGCCCGGUGGGAUGGGACCUAAACAUACCCCUCAAGUUACCUUGGUUGAAGGUAGGGGAUGUGAUAUUGUUUUGUAAGCUAACAUUUCCUACAAAAUAUGAAUUUAUACUUUGA